Messenger RNA from Corylus avellana, 582 nucleotides. The record is from RefSeq and is a predicted model, not a curated record. NCBI's taxonomy places the organism in Eukaryota, Viridiplantae, Streptophyta, Magnoliopsida, Fagales, Betulaceae.
AUGGCUAAUCCACCUGACAACUCUGGUGCCAAGAAGGAUAGCAAAUUGACUACCUUCCUCAAAAACCUUAUUAUCCCAACCUACCUGCCUUGUCUUCAACAUGAGGAGCUUCCAAAUGAAAUCCGAAACGUUAUGUUGGUGGCGGUUGCUUUGAUUGCUGCAGUGACCUUUCAAGCCGGAGUCGCUCCUCCCGGCGGAGUUUGGCAAGAUGAUAAAGUCGAUCCAGGCGGACACAACGCGGGGCAGGCUAUAUACUCUUCUCAACCCGUAGCCUUUCAUUUUUUCUUGAUUUGUAACACCCUGGCCUUCUCCUCUUCCAUCUAUCUCUUACUAUCUCUUACUUUUGGGUACCCUUUCUUCUUAGAAGUAUUAGUUGCCACUUUCUCAAUGUCCGGGACUUAUGCAGCUGCAAUCUUUUCCGUUACACCUGAAACUGUCAAGUUUCGUCUCAUUGCUCUUGUUGCGGCUCUGUCGAUCAUAAUACGGCCGGUGAUCUGUUCCUUGUCCUGGAUGAUCAAGAAAGGUUGCUUUAAGCAUGAGAAAACCAACAAGGAAUUAGCUGAAACUACUGAGAAAUGUUGA